Fusarium pseudograminearum CS3096 is the source of this 1188-nucleotide messenger RNA. RefSeq lists its product as uncharacterized. Gene Ontology annotation, molecular function: DNA binding; 5'-flap endonuclease activity; 5'-3' exonuclease activity. Bases 1 to 1188 code for a protein of 395 amino acids. Gene Ontology annotation, cellular component: nucleus; cytoplasm. The transcript is spliced from 3 exons. Lineage: Eukaryota; Fungi; Ascomycota; Sordariomycetes; Hypocreales; Nectriaceae. The record is from RefSeq and is a predicted model, not a curated record.
AUGGGUAUCAAACAACUCUUCCAGAUCAUCAAGGAGGAAGCUCCAGAUGCGAUCAAGGAGAGUGAGAUCAAGAACCAGUUUGGUCGCAAAGUUGCCAUUGAUGCAUCGAUGAGUAUCUACAGUUUCCUCAUCGCCGUACGAUCCGAAGGUCAGCAGCUCACAAACGAGAGCGGCGAGACGACGUCGCAUCUCAUGGGCAUGUUUUACCGUACUCUCCGCAUGGUCGAUAACGGUAUAAAGCCCCUGUACGUAUUCGACGGUGCGCCGCCCAAGCUCAAGUCUGGCGAGUUGGCCAAACGUUUCCAGCGCAAACAAGAGGCCACCGAAGGCCUGGAAGAGGCCAAGGAGACGGGUACAGCAGAGGAUAUUGAGAAAUUCUCGCGACGAACUGUCCGCGUCACUCGUGAGCACAACGCCGACUGCCAACGCUUGCUGAAGCUCAUGGGCAUCCCCUACAUCAUUGCACCUACCGAAGCUGAGGCUCAGUGUGCUGUGCUGGCCCAGGCCGGCAAGGUGUAUGCAGCUGCCAGUGAGGAUAUGGAUACCCUCUGCUUCAACACUCCAAUUCUCCUCCGACAUCUUACAUUCAGUGAGCAAAGAAAGGAACCCAUUCAGGAGAUCCGCCUGGACAAGGUUCUUGAAGGCUUGAACAUGGAAAGGAAACAGUUUGUCGAUCUUUGCAUUUUGCUCGGCUGCGAUUACCUCGACCCAAUCCCCAAGGUCGGACCCAGCACUGCCCUCAAGAUGAUCCGCGACCACGGCUCCUUGGAGAAAGUUGUUGAGGCAAUGGAAAAUGAUUCCAAGAAGAAGUAUGUCAUCCCUGAGGAUUGGCCCUACAAAGACGCACGGGAUCUAUUUUUCGAGCCGGAUGUGCGCCAGGCCGAUCAUCCCGAUUGUGACUUCAAGUGGGAGAAGCCUGAUAUGGAAGGCCUGGUCAAAUUCCUGGUAACCGAAAAAGGGUUCUCAGAGGACCGUGUUCGCAGCGGAGGUGCUCGCUUAGAGAAGAAUUUAAAGAGCUCCCAGCAAGCCCGACUCGAGGGCUUUUUCAAGCCGAUUCCAAAGACGGAAGAAGAGAAGGCAGCGCAUAAGCGAAAGCUGGAUGAGAAGAACGAGGAGAAGAGAAAGAAGGCCAAGCAGGAGAAGAAAGACAAGGCGGCUUCCAAGUCGAAACCCCGAGGUACAAAGUAA